UUAGCCUCAUAUCUCCAAAGAUAAAACUUUCUUCAAGUGAGCGUAUUAAAGGGUUUGAGAGAUGAUAUAAAUUAUGGUACAAAGUUCUUUUCUUGAUGAUUAAGAGUAAACAUAGAGAUCAAUCAUCGUCGAAAGCAUCACCUCCUUUGUUAAGAAAAUCAACAAAUUUGCGAUGUCUCGAUUUGUAAACCAGUCGUUUGUUGACGAAAAUAUUGCAAUAUGUUUACAAAAUGGGUUAUCAGAACAGACGCUUAGUGAUGAUGUUAUUGCUCGGGUGGUUGAACAACAAUAUCAAAAUGAAUUGAUGUGUAGCGAUGUAGCUAUUGCUUUGGAGAUUCAGCAAGAAGAAGAAGCUUGUGGGCCUUCUUGUGUACAUGAUGAUGAAGGAUUGGCAAGAACGUUGCAAGAAUUGGAAGGUAAUCUGCAGAGCUCUCUAAGUGAUGAUGAGAAACUUGCUAGAUAUUUGCAAGAACAAGAUGAAUUGAAUCGUUCAUACAUACCUCAACGUGAUGCUCCCUCGACUAGUAUAGCACUUUCUCACUAUGACAAUGAUGAGAACUUCUUGGAUCAUCAUACGCAUACUCUUAGUCCUUCAAAUAUCUCCCACAAUACUCCAGCUAAUGAGGACAUUGAUACCGCAAAUAUGACGUAUGAGGAAAUAAAUGAAUUACAAGACGCUAUUGGAGAUUUCAAUAGAGGAUUGUCCCGAGAGAAGAUCUCCCGACUGCGGACUCAUAAGUAUGGUACUAAAACCAAAACUGGAUGUUGGUUCAGGAAAAAGAAGUUUGUUGCCGAUGAUUCUCAGUGUUCGAUAUGCCUGGUGGACUAUGAGAACGGAGAUAAGAUUACAACUUUGCCAUGUAAUCAUAUCUACCAUAAGGACUGCAUUUCACAAUGGCUGAAACAAAACAAGGUAUGCUGUGUUUGCAAAGCCGAGGUUUAUCCAUAAUAUAAUACUAAUUUUCGUCGGACGAUAAUGUUUAACAAUCUGCAAUUUUCGGUUUAGACUUUAAAAGUUAUUCAUAUUUACAUAUUCAGCAAAAAAAAAAAAGAAGUUAUUCUCCAAUCAUUCUCCCAUUUUUAA
Messenger RNA from Camelina sativa (false flax), 1084 nucleotides. Lineage: Eukaryota; Viridiplantae; Streptophyta; Magnoliopsida; Brassicales; Brassicaceae. The record is from RefSeq and is a predicted model, not a curated record.